UACCCUUGCCCAAAAAGAGUCCCCUGUCUGUCUUGUGUUUCAUAUAUAAAAAAGAUAAGAAUUGGAUACUCUAUUAAGACAAUUUGUUGUCAUGCUUGUGAAAGCAUUAUUUAUUAUUUUAUUUUGAUAAAUGUUGAUAUUUUUAUGUAAUGGAGGCUGGUGGAGCACGUCAACACACUUCUACUCAAACUCCCCACCCACUGUAAAAGCCAACCAAGACACAGAUCCAUCGUGGGUAUCUGCACUCGAUGUGGGCUUCUUCUUCUGAACCUCUACUUCUCUGUUGUUCUGUCGUGAACCAACAGUUUCUGGCCACGAGAGCAACAUUUCUGGGCCCCACAAUAGAAAUUCCGAAAAACCGGUCUUAACUGAAUCGUUUCCGUGUCCCCUGUGAUCUCAUCUGGUGGGGACCUAAUUUCUAAUCGUGCAUUCCACUGCGCUUAUGAUUUGCUUAUUCGGUGUCGCACGUCCGCAUCAGACUCCAUGCGUGAUUUUCUCAACGAAAAUCGCUCGAGUGUAAUACUAAAACACCGCCACAAAUCCCCAAGUUAAAAACUCUACAACCACAUGCAUGUUUAAAUUAGAUGCCACCCCAAAUCACACAUCAAGACAAGAUCCGAAUCAGAAGAUCCUGAUCAUCCUCCAUAUACGGUCACGGAUAAGGAUAAAACCCAGUAUCAACCCCCGUGUAUUCGCAGUUCCACCACCAGAUGUUAUUUUUGCGAAUUAUCCACCUGUAAUUCCAUGUCAGCAAAAAAUUAAAUCCAUGGAAAACUCGUCACGACUAUAUAUAUACCCUGUUUGGUCCCUCUGAAUUCUCAGUCGCGAAUUGACGCAGUGAGGAGCACAACCAUGGCUUCUUGGGUGAGAAGAAAAUGCAUAGGCAGAGGCUCCUUCGGCACAGUUAGCGUCGCAGUCAACAAAUCAGACGCCACCGUUUUUGCUGUUAAGUCAGUUGAGAGAACCUCGUGUGCCACUACUAGUCCUCAACUUGAGUGUUUGGAGAACGAAAUCCGGAUUCUCCGUUCUCUGUCUUCACCGUAUGUCGUUGAGUAUCUCGGCGACGACGUUUCUUUGGAGCCCCACAACACGUCGUAUCGGAACCUUCACAUGGAAUACCUGCAAGGUGGUCCCGUUGCUGAUGUGGCAGGGCGCGUGGACGAGAGGAUCGUGAGGUCCUUCACCUUCUGCUUAGUCUCUGCUUUGAAGGAAGUGCAUUCGAAAGGCAUAGUACACUGCGAUGUGAAAGGGAACAAUGUGUUGGUGGGUGCCGGUUGGGGAUCUGCGAAGCUCGCAGAUUUCGGGUCGGCUACGCGGAUCGGAGAGCUCUCUGACGACAACAAGAAUGCUCCAAUGCUGCCACGUGGAAGCCCUUUGUGGAUGGCGCCGGAGGUAAUUCGAUGCGAAUAUCAGGGGCCAGAGAGCGACGUGUGGUCUCUGGGUUGUACGGUCAUAGAGAUGGUCACUGGAAAGCCCGCGUGGGAGGAUUGCGGAUUUGACACACUGACUCUUAUCGGUUUCUCCAGCGAGUUGCCCGAAUUCCCAAUUCAGUUAUCUGAACUGGGUCGCGACUUUCUGGAAAAGUGCCUAGUACGGGAACCAAGCCAGAGGUGGAGCUGUGAUCAGCUUUUGCAGCAUCCGUUCAUAAACUCUGCCUCACCGUCCAAAAAUUAUGUUCUUAACUCAUCUCCCCGGUGCGUACUGGACUGUAAUGACUCUGAAUUCGAAGUGGACGACGAUGUUGAAACUCCAUCAACGAGUUCAAAUUCCAUCGACGAUGAUCUAUUAAGGGGUAGGAUCUGCAAAUUAGCUGCAAGUAAAGGGGCAAUCGUGGAAUCCGACGGUGGAUGGAUUGUCGUGAGAGGCAACGAUGCCCGGGCGGUUGCGGUGGAAGAAGGGACAAGUACGGAAUACGCGGAUUCGUUAAGGAUGAGUGAAGAAAAUGGAGAUAGGACAGGUUGGGAAUUUUGGAAUUCUGGCGGCGGUGAACAGCGGCUGGAACAUGUGGCCUGGCCCACUCUUGGUGGGCUUGGUCGGUAUGGGUCCAAAAAGUGGGAGUUUGCGGUGGGACAGGGAGUCAUAUGUGUUCACACAUUAUGGAGCUUAAUAUUUUUGUACAAUUAUUUGAAACUAUUAAAAUACCAAGCAUAUUAUCAUUCAUUAAUUUUAUCAAUAUCCUUGCCUUUAAUAAUUUUAUUCCCGUUCUCAAUUUGUGCAUGUGAUAAUAUGGAAUUAGCCCACGAUAUCAGAAAUCCACAUUCAUGCAUGUCAACAAUAUUAUCUGUGUAA
Molecule: messenger RNA, 2289 nt
Organism: Tripterygium wilfordii
Lineage: Eukaryota; Viridiplantae; Streptophyta; Magnoliopsida; Celastrales; Celastraceae
Product: mitogen-activated protein kinase kinase kinase 17-like
Exons: 1
Coding region: 853-2289 (478 amino acids)
Biological process (GO): protein phosphorylation
Molecular function (GO): protein kinase activity; ATP binding
Source: RefSeq, a predicted model, not a curated record